UCUGUGCCCGCUGCGGCCCGUGAGGAGCCCGGGGCAGGCGCCUUCAGGUGCCGCCUUUCGGCCGCGUGCAAAACCAGGCCUCUCUCGGCGAGUGAGGGCGCGCUCACAGCCCGUGCCCAGCACCCUCGGGGGGAGAGCCCCGCUUUUCCACCCGUGUUUAAGUGAAGGCCCUGCCGAGAGGGGACAGAGGCUUCGUUAACCUGGCUGCUGUCAUAGAGCUGUUCAAUCACUGAGGUUGGAAUAUCACUGCUCAAACACAGAGGGUAAAUGAAGAACGUGAUUAGCCAGUUUGCUCAAGCAUGUAGCCUUACAUCUUAAGAUUUAAAUUAGGUACCGAUGAUUCCUAGUACAGGACAUCUUUGACCCAAAAAGUCACUUAGAAAUUGCCAAAGCAGGCCAUUUAGUAGUGGACCUAUUACACAGAAAGUCGGCAGAAGUCACCAUUCCUAAGCUGGAUUAGCUCUUGAAUUUUUUUCUGGUGUUCUCUACAUCUGCAGAAUUGCCUAUUGGAGCAACUUCUAUUAGCAUCAGCACUCCCAAAACAAGUAGCUGUAAAUCAGCAUUUUAGUGAAUAGCUAUAGCUAUUUCUGCAUAUUUUAGAAUUAUAAUUACACAGCAGAAAUUUUUAAAAAUAAAAGGUCUUCUUUUUGUAUGCUGUGUAAGUGGGCUUAUUUUUAAUUAGCUAGGAAAGCCAGUAAUUUCUUGAGUAGCUUGAUACUACAUAAAUUAAUUAAAGCAAAUCCUAAAUCGCUUGCUCAAGCUUUACUGACUUCUUAGUGGUUUUUAAAGAAUUAUAAUUUAUCAGUGAUAGCGUGAAACAGAAGUUUUGUGUCAAAACAGCAUGUAAAAUAUUGAAUUUCUAGCAAACUUUAAUUCUAAAUAGCUGUAGUGUUUUAGUCAUUUAGUUGUAACUGUAGUUUUCUGGGUGAUGAAAUGAUCUCCUGACCAUGCUGUGAAGAUCUUAUAUUUAUUUCAGAUGAAUUAAAAUCAAAUGAAGUCACAUUUGACUGUUUAAUUAGCAAUAAUAAAGGAAGACAAUAGGUCAAUAAUUAAACUUAAUUCCAACUUCACUAUAAUGUGUUUCCAUGAAUCAGAAGCUAGGUGUUGCUAUGAAUUUAUUUUUCUAUGCAAGUUUGACACAAAUGUUAAAUAUUUCUGAAAUAAAUUCAAUUUUUUAGAUUUUGUCUAUUUUUAUAGGCUUUAAGUAGUCAAGUAGUGUUUGAAUCAGUUAAACUAGGAAAUACUCCCAUGAAUUUUAGGUGUUUUUAAAAUUGUAAAGAAAAAGUAAAAUUUUUUUUUGCAUUCGCUAGUAUUUAUUAUUGUGCCUAUUGCAUAAACCAUGUCAUUUUAAGUCAAACUUACACAGCAGUCAAAAAUGUUAAAAAGACCUCAAAUUCAUAUUUUUGUGGGAGCACCCAGGAUUCCAAGCCUGUUGGAGGGGAUAGAGCAAAGCAGUUCAGCCCCUACUGGUGAGAAAUGGAGAGAGCUGCGCUGUUUGUGUGAUACCCGUGGGUUUGUUCCUGUAAAGGCCCAGGGUGCUGCUGCCCCCUCAGUGCCCCAGGCACAAAGCUCCACACUCACAGGGGUCCCUGCAAGUGGGGACAGUGCUCAGCAGGGCAGGUUCACGGGAAAAGAAGGAAAGGAUUUGACAUCUCCUGCCCCUGUGGCACUAACUUGCACACCUGAGAAGAGCUCAAGUUUAACUUACUCUGAUUGUCAAGUAUCCAAAGGUGGAUUUACACCUGCAGAUGUAAAUCAGGCUGCAGAUCAACAUCUGCCCCAGAGCUGUACAGAAUCAGCUGGACAAGAGAAACCAUCACGUGCCUGCUGCCCAGAGCCCACUGAGAGAAAAGCCAGUCCUUUGGAGGUUAACAGCUCUGACAUUUCUGCUUUGGUUGCCGGUACUGAACGGGUCAGCAUCCAUCUGCAGUCUGUGGGACUUCAGGCAGGUCACAGAAGUGAGCACCGUGAAUGUCUCAGUCAAUAUUUGGAUGUGUUUUUUCAAAAAAGUCAGGAGUCCAAACCAAAAGAACCAAGUGACUGUGCGGACUUUGCAGUGUCAGCAGACACUGAAUUUCGUAGUGUGGUGACUUCAAGUCAGGUGGCUGUUUUUGCACAGAAUGAGAUGCAGGAAAGAAUUGUAAAGCUACCAGAAAUGGAAGCAGGCAAAAAAGCUGAAGAACGACAGUAUAGUCACUUGCAAUGUGAUUCUGGUGUUGGGACAUGUACUACUAAUGUGACUGAAAAUGAAUAUGAGGAGGAUGGAAGUUCUCUUGAACUUUUCAGUUCUGAGGAUGAGGGGGAAAAUGUUUGGAUUAAUGCUACAAAACAGGAAGAAAGUGCUCAGGAAAAUGCAGACGAGUUUCAAGAACUUAAUGUUCCUGCUGAGCAAUUUGUAAAUGAAGUCCAUAUUGAGCCAUUGAGCUCUGGAAUACUGUGCUCUCAAGGGAGCUGUUCUCAUAAGAACUCUUCUAAAAGACCCCGCAAGUAUGAAGAUUCCUUUCAUCUUUUUCACUCAGCAUUUAAAAGACAGCUGAAAUCCAAGAGAGCUAAACUGAAUUCUUCUCCACCUGGUUCUGGGGUGAGAGUGGAUCCAGACAGGAUGACAGAGUUCAAGAAACUCCAAAAGAAACUAUCACUACUUAAGAAUUGCUGCAGCAAAGAUCAGAAGUACAAUAUCUUAGUCACAGCUGUACAUCCUUGUCAUAUCAAAGAAAUACAGCUGAAGACUAAACCAAAAUCUUCUUGUAAAAUUCCUGUAGCAACAAUUGUUGUUAUUGACCAGUCAGAAACUGAGAGAAAGGUGGUGCUAUGGCGUGGUGCUGCAUUUUGGUCCCUCACUGUGUUUCCUGGGGAUAUUGUAUUGCUUACAGAUAUAAUAAUGUAUGAGAAUCCUUGGUAUGGAGAGGUCAUGCUUCAGUCUACAUUUACCAGUCAGUUACUGAAUCUGGGGAACUGCUCAGCUCUCAAUCCAGAAGAAUUUUAUCCUCUAGUGGAUGGUGGUGUUCUCCAUGGCCUAUUGGCUUACAUAUCAUCAGAAUUUCCACACUUCAGAGACAUUCCACAAAGACAAGUUCAGAGACUGGAUGAUGUUCGGUAUGUGCAGUUAGAUCAGCUCCAGCCAAAUACUUUGGUGCACUCAAUUCUGAAAAUUGUCAGUAUUUCUGUGUUAACAGAAUCUGUGUACAGCUACAGAGGUGGCAACCAAAAGAAAAUUAUUCUAACAGUAGAACAGAACAGAGAUCAGCACUAUAGGAUGGUUCUGUGGGGAGCAGGGGCUGCCUGGUGCCCCCAGCUUCAGAGGAAAAAAGACCACAUAUGGGACUUCAAAUAUCUUUUGGUCCGACAUAGUUGCGUCUCAGGUGACUUGGAACUGCACACAACUCCAUGGUCAUCCUAUGAGUGCUUGUUUGAUGAUGACAAAAGGGCAGUUGAAUUUAAAGAAAAGUUUCAGAAAAGUCAAACAUCCCGCAUGGAGUUGACAAGGCUCUCGACACACCUGGAAGAGAAAUGCUCAGGAGUGAUUCAAGUGAAAGCCCAUAUCUUGGAAUUGAAGUUUACCAUUUCCACUGGUCAGUACAAGCAACUCAUCUUCUCUGCUGACACUUCACUGGAAUGUGUUUUGGCUUCUCUGCCUAUGAUUACGUAUGCAGGUUGUGCCAAAUGUGGUUUGGAACUACAGGCAGAUGAGAACAUGAUCUACAAGCAAUGCAUUAGAUGUUUGCCUUACUGCAAAGUAAAAAUGUUCUACAGGCCUGCUUUGAUGACAGUAGAAGAUGAAGGAUAUGAAAUUUAUGUUCAUGUGGUGUCUGAGUUGGUGGAAAAAAUCUUUCUCAACAUUCCUGCAGACUGGCUGAAGAAAUUAGUAGUGCCCUCUUCAGAUGUAACCUACAGCAUGAUAGUAGCAGACCUGUGUCAUUCGCUGCUGGCAGAUACAGAAGCAUCUUAUUUGUUGGAAAUCAGAAGCCACUUCGUGCUAGAUGAGAACAGCUAUCCUUUGCAAAAGGAUUUCCAUCUGAUAAAUUUUCAUCUUGAUCUUUGAUCUCUGCACUAACUGAGUAACAAAGACAAUAAGGACACACAGAUGGGAAGCAGAAGAAAAAUUACUUCACUGAAGGAAGCAAAUCUCUUAAAAAAUUAUAAUAAAGAGUUUUGGUUUUAACUUAUGAAAAAAGCAAAACCUUCAAAAGGACUGGUAUGGAAUAUCUACUAAAUAUAUACUGCUGGAAUAAUACUAAUGGAUUUUCAUAAAGUAUAUUUUUAUACAUGUAUUUUUAUGUUAAUAAUUAUGUUAAUAAACUCCAACAAUUUCUUCUGUAUCUGUUUUCUUUUUCUCUGCAGUAAAGUUCACUACUAUUGAGGGACUGAAUUUUCCUUAGACCUGGCAUAUUAGAGGAGGACAGACAGAUUUCAGUAAUAUUUUAGUUAUACAAUUUUUAUUUGUCUUACCCCAUAUGCUGUCUGUGGCUUUGUGUUUUUGUUUUGCUGUUGUGGUUGCUUUUCCUCUUAACAGCAGAAUUUUUGCCAUUUACCCUCCGCAAUUGCUGCUGCUCUUUUCUCUUGUAAAACAGAAUUGUCUUGUAAUCAUUCCACCUUCUUCAGCUCAAGGUAAGUCUCAAGCACAAGAUCAGAUGGAUUUUAUAUAAAAGGCAGUUGGUAAAAAAAAUUGCUCAUUAUGUGACAGUUAAAAACACUGUAUUAGAUCUCCUUAUUUGCUGAUGUUUCUUGCUUUGAAAUAGCUCUUGUUCGGGAAGAGUCAAAAAGGGCUUCUCUCAUUUAUUUGCUCCACUGGAUGACCGUGAGUACAAGUACAUUGGUAAGUGCAUUAGAAUGUUUCUUCACAAUUCAGCUGAAAUUACUGAACACACAAGCUGGAAGUAUUGUUACUUCAAUGUUUAAGAAGAAAAGAGAAGAGGGCCAUACUGUACAUCAAGUCAGACAGGUGAUUUCCCACCUUAGCGGUAUUUGUUAACAGGCACUGGACAUUGCCUGUGUCUUCUGCACAAGCUCAUAAACCAGCUGUCUGGAACACUACUAACAGCUUACUUUAUUGGUAUGACUGAAAUAAUAAAAGACAAAAUUUAUUUGGUAAAAUAAUUUUAUUCUGGUAAUAUGUAAACUGUAUGAUAACUGUGUAGCUUUUCUUCCCAGAACAAACGCGAUAACUUUGCUUAUCAAAUUGGUUUGCAGUAGUUUUGUGGGACUGAAAUUUGAAUACAACUCUUUGGGGCUGAGUUGCUGCUAUUACUCCUUUAGCAAAGAUGUAAUGAGGGUUGAGCACUUUGUCAAAUUCGUUUAAUGUAAUGAAUUCAGCUAAUUUUGUAUCCAGUGCUGCAAUUAGCAAGACAGACUGAGGGUACCAUGUGACAUAUCAGAUGUUGGAGUCUUAUCUUACAAUUCCUUUGUGGUAUCUUCUCAUUCAUAGUAUUUCCUGUAGAUAAUAACAGUAUUAUCAAAAUGGAAAGUGGCUUCAUCUCCCCAGAGAAGCCUAAUUUUUCUAAGAUUUUGAAUUAAUUAAUAUCAUAUCCUGUUUGGAAGGAAGUUGGUUUGAUUGCAGCUGUAGAGUGAACAAUCCAGUCAACAAUCCCCAGUGAACAAUCAAGAAGAGAAAAAUGUCCUAUUUAUUUUGAUUAGGAACAAUUGCUCUAAAUUAUUCUGCAGAGCAAUAUUUUACUUAAUGAAGAAGACUAGUACUAAAACAGACACAUGCCCAGGGGGCU
Molecule: messenger RNA, 5720 nt
Organism: Catharus ustulatus (Swainson's thrush)
Lineage: Eukaryota; Metazoa; Chordata; Aves; Passeriformes; Turdidae
Gene: SHLD2
Product: shieldin complex subunit 2
Exons: 11
Coding region: 1376-4042 (888 amino acids)
Biological process (GO): regulation of double-strand break repair via homologous recombination
Cellular component (GO): nucleus; site of double-strand break
Source: RefSeq, a predicted model, not a curated record